AUGCCCUCUUCGUCACCCACCUCUUCGCCAAGCGUCAGACUUUCUCUGUCCCACACCAGUGCCUUGCGGGAGAACCCAAAGGCGCUCUUUACUCGACCCCCGUCGCGAGCUCAGCCCUCCGCCCCCGCCGUACGCCGCCUAUUCGGCGUUCACGGACCCCAUGCCUUCCUCACAGACCAGCCCUAUGUGCCUUCGCCGGCGGGACGGCGGCCGGGAUGGCCGCCUGACAACCGCGUCUGGCUGUCGGUUGGGAGCUCACAUUCGCCGGAGAUCUCGCCGGAGACUUCUUGUAGAAGAAGUAGUGCGCCGAGCUCGGACUGUCAACGGGAAAAACGGCGACUCUCUUUUCCGUCUUCUCCGCUUCAUCUUGUCAUCUCUGCGGGUUUCGCGGCGGCUCAGCGCGGCCCUCCCGGAGCGACCGGGACGGGGCUCGGGGAGGGGCUCCCGAUCUCGGCCCUCCGGAGCGCGGCCGUCGCCGGGCUAAAACUAACAUCGGAGGGCUAA
Prunus armeniaca (apricot) is the source of this 504-nucleotide messenger RNA. Lineage: Eukaryota; Viridiplantae; Streptophyta; Magnoliopsida; Rosales; Rosaceae. The record is from the annotation of a GenBank genome assembly.